Messenger RNA from Phacochoerus africanus (Common warthog), 2452 nucleotides. It is a transcript of the gene RNF8, whose product is annotated as ring finger protein 8. The record is from RefSeq and is a predicted model, not a curated record. Gene Ontology annotation, biological process: double-strand break repair; ubiquitin-dependent protein catabolic process; protein K48-linked ubiquitination. Lineage: Eukaryota; Metazoa; Chordata; Mammalia; Artiodactyla; Suidae. The transcript is spliced from 10 exons. The coding region runs from base 167 to 1684 and encodes 505 amino acids. Gene Ontology annotation, molecular function: zinc ion binding; histone binding; ubiquitin protein ligase activity. Gene Ontology annotation, cellular component: site of double-strand break; cytosol; nucleus.
AGCUCCUAGCGAUUGCUUCUGUCUGUAGUAUUAGUAUGGCGUCCGCGAGAAAGCGGAGAGGCGGCGGGAACUCGGGUCGGGGUCUUGCUCUGUGCUGACAGCAACCUCGCUCUGUGCUGACAGCAACCUCGCUCUGUACUGACAGCAACCCAGGGCCGAGUGGGCUAUGGGGGAGCCCGGCUCCCUGGUCACGGGAGGCCGCGCCGGUGACCGGAGCUGGUGCUUGCGGCGGGUAGGGAUGAACGCCGAGUGGCUGCUGCUGGAGGACGGAAAAGAGGUGACUGUAGGUCGAGGAUUUGGUGUCACAUACCAGUUGGUUUCAAAAAUUUGCCCUCUGAUGAUUUCCCGAAACCACUGUGUCUUGAAGCAGAAUGCCGAGGGCCAGUGGACAAUUACGGACAACAAGAGUCUGAAUGGUGUUUGGCUGAACAGAGAACGUCUAGAACCUUUAAAGGUCUAUUCUAUCCAUGAGGGAGACCACAUCCAGCUUGGGGUGCCUCUGGAAAAUAAGGAGAAUGCGGAGUAUGAAUACGAAGUUACCGAAGACGACUGGGAGAGGGUUUAUCCUUGUCUUUCCCUAAAGAGUGACCAAAUGAUGGAAAAGAAUAAGGGCUUGAGAACUAAAAGGAAGUUUAAUUUGGAUGAGUUAGAGGGUUCUGGAGCUGAAGGCCCCUCAACUUUGAAAUCCAAAAUAAGUAAAGUGUCUUGUGAACCUGGUCAACCAGUGAAGUCACAUGAGAAAGGUGAAGUGGCUGGUCAGCUCAAUGAAUAUUUGGAUCCUAAGUUGACUUGUCUUCAGCCAAGUGGGAAGGCCCUGGGGGCUCAUGUUUACCCAGUCCCUGCAAAAGUCGUAGAGCUUCAGCACAGGAAGCAGAAAGCCUCAAACCCUUCGGCAUCUCAGAGCAGCUUAGAGCUGUUUAAGGUCACCAUGUCCAGGAUUCUAAAGCUGAAAACACAGAUGCAGGAAAAACAGAUCGCUGUUCUGAAUGUGAAAAAACAAACCCAAAAGGGAAACUCAAAGAAAAUUGUGAAAAUGGAGCAGGAACUGCACGAUUUACAGUCCCAGCUGUGUGCAGAGCAGGCCCAGCAGCAGGCCAGAGUGGAACAGCUGGAGAAGACUUUCCAGGAAGAGCAGCAGCAUCUGCAGGGUUUGGAGAAAGAGCAAGGAGAAGAGGACCUGAAGCAACAGCUGGCCCAGGCCCUGCAGGAGCAUCGGGCUCUGAUGGAAGAGCUAAACCGCAGCAGGAAGGACUUUGAAGCAAUCAUUCAAGCCAAGAACAAAGAGCUGGAGCAGACCAAGGAAGAGAAGGAGAAGGUGCAAGCACAGAAGGAGGAAGUUCUUAGCCACAUGAAUGACGUGCUAGAGAACGAGCUUCAGUGUAUUAUUUGCUCAGAAUACUUCAUUGAGGCUGUCACCUUGAACUGUGCCCAUAGUUUCUGCUCCUACUGUAUCAAUGAGUGGAUGAAGCGGAAGGUAGAAUGCCCCAUUUGUCGGAAGGACAUCAAGUCCAAAACACACUCCCUGGUUCUGGACAAUUGCAUUAAUAAGAUGGUAGAUAAUCUGAGCUCAGAAGUGAGAGAACGACGAGUUGUUCUCAUCAAGGAACGAAAAGAAUGUUCAGUUGGAAAUGACAAGGACAGCAUAGGAACCAUUCACCCAGACAGGGAAGGGACGGUGAUCUGAGUAGAAGUAAGCUGUGGGAGUAAUUGCAGCAAUGAAGUAGCAAUCCAAGAAGCUCUGGAACCUCAUGUUUCCUGUUGACCCUGUGGUCUUUGGGAUUUUGGAAAGGUCCUUUCAUCAGAAGAUGCAGUUAAUGAUCCUGAGUGCACCCGAUGCAUGGGCGGCUGAGUGCGAGGGAACCAUGCAUGCCAGAGGGAGGAGACGCAAGCUGACCUUGAUACCUGGCCCUGAGUCAGGGACUCUGGAGAGCCCCACCGCCCUGUCCUGAAGAGGAAAACGCCAAGAAACUGUUCUGAAGACCGUGCUCCAAGGGCUUUUGAAAGACUGCCAGGCAGUGGGAGCUUGGGAUGGUCCGAAGGAUUCUCUGUGGACAGGUCUUGGGCCGCCCUGAGGCAAGCGUGGGACAGAGACCCAGUUAGGAAGUCCUCCGUCGGGCGCCUCUGUGUCGGCCAGCCCUGCUGCCACCGUGUCUGAAGGGCCAGUAUUCACUACACCGACUGCUUCCGGGUGCUUGAGAGACUCUGCUUCACUACGGGUUGAAUGGGUUAUAUGUUUCUGUUGUGUUUUUUAAAUUUGUUGUUGUAGUUGUUGUUAUUGCUUUGGUACCUCAGAAGCACCUCUGUUGACAUUCGUUUGGGGCAGGUCGGGGGCACCCCCGUGGCUGCCCCUGAAGGCGAAGGCAGCCUCUAUUCAAGAGGAUGGUAUACCUCUUCUUUGUGAAAACAAGAUGUCAUUUCCCGGAAAUAAAAUGUAAAACCUCUCAGUUGCUCA